Messenger RNA from Sus scrofa (pig), 812 nucleotides. RefSeq names its product NME/NM23 nucleoside diphosphate kinase 1 (gene NME1). Gene Ontology annotation, biological process: CTP biosynthetic process; UTP biosynthetic process; GTP biosynthetic process. NCBI's taxonomy places the organism in Eukaryota, Metazoa, Chordata, Mammalia, Artiodactyla, Suidae. The record is from RefSeq and is a predicted model, not a curated record. Gene Ontology annotation, molecular function: nucleoside diphosphate kinase activity.
GCGAGUGGUGUUCUGCAAAAUGGGCUCUCCUGCAGCCGAUUAUGCGCAGAAGCGUUCCGCGCGAGCGGGUGCUAGGAACCACGAGGAGCUGGGGCGUGUUUCCGGUGCGGGUGACAGGCGACGGAGUUGAAGCCCAAGUGCCCGGAGGGGACCAUGGCCAGCAGCGAGCGCACCUUCAUUGCCAUCAAGCCCGAUGGGGUCCAGCGCGGCCUCGUGGGCGAGAUCAUCAAGCGUUUUGAGCAGAAGGGAUUCCGCCUCGUUGCCAUGAAAUUCAUGCAGGCUUCCGAAGACCUUCUCAAGGAGCAUUACAUUGACCUGAAGGACCGUCCCUUCUUUGCUGGCCUGGUGACGUACAUGCAUUCAGGGCCAGUGGUUGCCAUGGUCUGGGAAGGGCUGAAUGUUGUGAAGACAGGUCGAGUGAUGCUUGGGGAGACCAACCCUGCAGAUUCCAAGCCUGGGACCAUCCGAGGGGACUUCUGCAUCCAAGUCGGCAGAAACAUCAUCCAUGGCAGUGACUCUGUGGAGAGCGCAGAGAAAGAGAUUGGCUUGUGGUUUCACCCUGAGGAACUGGUAGAUUACAAGAGCUGUGCUCAGGCCUGGAUCUACGAGUGACAUGAAAGCAGACCGCAGCGCUUGUCCCAUUCCAUUUCUCCUCUCUCCCACGGGCAGGGGACCAGGCUCUAGCAAAUCGAGUUAUUUCUGAGAACUUCCUUUUCAUCUGGAGGGAACUCUUGGAGCUGUGAGUGCUCCCUGUACAGUGUUAUGUGCUACCAUCAGAUUAAAAUGUUUCAUCGCAAGGAAGGAGUCUCUGA